This is a messenger RNA of Cadophora gregata, 1713 nucleotides long. RefSeq lists its product as uncharacterized. Bases 1 to 1713 code for a protein of 570 amino acids. Lineage: Eukaryota; Fungi; Ascomycota; Leotiomycetes; Helotiales; Ploettnerulaceae. The transcript has a single exon. The record is from RefSeq and is a predicted model, not a curated record.
AUGGGUUUCAUAUAUCGACGGGCCCGGCAAGUCAUCAUAUGGCUUGGCUCACAUCAGCAACCAGUUGACGAGCAGUAUGAGAAGACGCUUGGAUAUACAAAGAAUGUUGACCAAAGUGCAAAACAUGCAGCUGAGACGAGACUUGAGUAUUUCAUGCACAGGCUAAUUCAUGAAGAAUACUGGAAACGUACCUGGAUUAUCCAAGAAGUGGUCAUGGCCUCUAAAAUUAGAGUCAGCUAUGGAUCAGGAUCGGAAGACUGGGAGGACUUCAUCAAACUCCUCAACUGGUACAGAGCACAAAAUCCAAAUGAUGCUGCAGCACAUACAAUCCUAAAACUGGAUAAAAUCCGUCGUUCCAAAUUCUCGCAAACGGAAAACCUCUCGCUUCUAAAUUUGGUCGAUGAGUUCCGAGACGCCUUCUGUGAGCUUCCUCAUGACAAAAUCUACGCAUUCAUUGGUCUAGCAAAUGAUACAUACAAUAAGGAGGUACCAGUGAAUUACGAGAAAUCUGUAUCGGAGGUGUAUCACGAUGUAAUGAAACACCACUUCGAAUCGCUUCACUUCGAGACCCAGCAGAUAUCCUCAAUCGAAGCGAUCUAUCUAGCAGCGCUGGUUCGUCGCCUACUCACAAGGGAACAAACGCAGCGGCGGAGAGAAAUCAGAACUCUAAGACAAGCCGUCACCAAGGACUUGAGAGAUGAUUACGUCGCUCUACCUGCUCAACCUUCACGGAAUGUAGGUCCUGAAGAGAGGAGCAAUGAUUCUCGCCCAUACAGCUCGUUCGAGACUAGUUGGUCUCAUCAUUCAACUGAACCAAGAACGCGGGUUGAUUCUAAGGAAGAGUUGAAAAGUAAGAGAAGUAAGAAGGCAAAGGACAAAGAAGAGGAGGAGACCACUAAGGAUGACAAUUCAUGGGAGAAGCCAUGGCUUAUUGGAAUCGGCGUGGUGGUGGGAGCAGCUGGAUUUGCAUGGCUCAUCUGGAAGCUUUUGAAUCCAAGAUCAACCGAGAGCUUAACAUGGUGCUGGAACGAGUCUGCCGCUGAGGACAUCACAAAAUGGAAAACGUUGGCAGACAAGGGAGACGAAAGCUUUGUCCUGAGAGGUGCAAUACUUGGCAAAGUCGAACAUGUAGGGCCUUCGGUAUUCGAUCUCAGUUCCUCGAAUGACGCAGAAAAGCGAUGGAAUGCGAGAUUAGGGGAAUGCUACCGUGGCUCGGCAGAUUUGGCAACAGCGAGAGGUUCCAACGCGAAGCUCCUAUCGAUUCUGAGCAACACCUCAGAUUUUCGGACUAGGAACAUCAUUCCUUUGACACAAGAAAAAUCGCUAACUAGCCUGGAGGAUCUCCGGCACAAGCCAUCACAUCGCAGACAAGAAGCAUCUCCUGUGGUCUUCGUGGGCACAAAUGUGACUCUAGGCGUGGCGCCAGGAAACAUCCGUGAAGGCGACUUCAUUUGUCAAUUCUGGAAUUCUAGUUCUUGUGCUGUACUACGACGGACUGAUUCUGGUUUCGGCUUCCGGCCACGAUUUGAGAUAGUCGGUAGAGCAUCUAUUGUUGGUCGUGAAGAUGAUGUGGAUUGGGAGACCCCAACGGACAAAACACGGUUUGGCGGAAAUCUAUCGUUCAACCGGGAAGUCGUAGACCUGCCCGCGAGUAUGGAGACAUUAACUCUUUUGUCAUUAGAUACAGUGAACUUGCCUAGCAUGAUGAAUUAG